AUGCCAGUCAAGAAGGGUCAAGUCAGGGCUGUGCCGCUGGCGAUACCGGAGCCCGGCGCGGACGCUGCAGAGAGAAAGCGAGUCCUCAAUGUGCUCGCGCAAAGGCGGUAUCGACAAAAGCGAAAGGAGCACAUCCGCAAACUGGAAGCGAAAGCUUCCGUUGCUGACCAGCCGCACGAGGCGCCGCAGCUCGACAGCUUCAACGACCCACCUGCACCACCAGAGUUGGAUGACCAAGCAGCCAGCGAUAUCCAGCAGCCGCAGUGUCCGUUCGCAGCAGCGCACCUUUACCCAUUUGACGACGGUCCGGUCUUGCCGAAUGAUCUCAACCUGGCAGCACCAACGCUUGUCUCUCCUGGGGACCCAUUCAGUAACCUGCUUCCCGAGGACCAAGGGCUGUGGGACACGUCGAUCCUGUUGCCCUCGCUACCAAGCACACCGCUGUCCACCUCCAAGCAUUCGUCUUCGGGCGAAAGCGAGACAUGGUCGUUGACACCUCCUGCAGUGGCGAAGAGCCCCCCAGAGUGGCAGGCUAUAUCGCAGCCGCCGGAUUUUGCAGCCGGUGACAUGACAUAUUCCUUCCCCGACGAGGCAUAUCUGGAAAUGACCGAACUCACCUUGCUCCGGGGAUUCAUGGCGAUUGCCAGGCGGUUGAACGUUCACGACGAGGUCUGGUCACUCACUGCACAGUCGCCGUUUGCCAAUUCGGCGGCCGCCAUGGCAGAGUUCAAUCAUCUACCGGCGAACUUACGACCGAGCCUGCUGCAACUGACCGUGCCACAUCAUCCCAUCAUCGACUUGCUACCCUGGCCGUCAACACGCGACCGGAUGAUCAAGGUCCUGAUGCAGCCGCCCGAGUUUCGACCUCCGAGCGCGGCGUCGCCUAUGGCGUUGCUGGAUUUUGUGUACGACGUUGAAGACAGCGCGGAAGGCGUUAGAGUAUCCGGUGACGAUCCCUACUCGGCCAACAAUUGGGAAGUCGGGGAGAAGGUGUUCAAGUCGUGGUGGUGGGUAUUCGACAAGGAUAUCAUCAUGAGGAGCAACGAGCUGAGGGCGUCGAGAGGUGCGCCCCUGCUGGGUGGGAGUAUUCUGGGAGAGGUUGCAUGA
Molecule: messenger RNA, 1107 nt
Organism: Cladophialophora carrionii CBS 160.54
Lineage: Eukaryota; Fungi; Ascomycota; Eurotiomycetes; Chaetothyriales; Herpotrichiellaceae
Exons: 1
Coding region: 1-1107 (368 amino acids)
Biological process (GO): regulation of DNA-templated transcription
Molecular function (GO): DNA-binding transcription factor activity
Source: RefSeq, a predicted model, not a curated record